Molecule: messenger RNA, 1227 nt
Organism: Anguilla rostrata (American eel)
Lineage: Eukaryota; Metazoa; Chordata; Actinopteri; Anguilliformes; Anguillidae
Gene: vma22
Product: coiled-coil domain containing 115
Exons: 5
Coding region: 230-931 (233 amino acids)
Biological process (GO): vacuolar proton-transporting V-type ATPase complex assembly
Source: RefSeq, a predicted model, not a curated record
AGAAAUCAAAGGAAGACGAGGACGACGGUUUUAUCACAUGACCAGACCCAGAAACUGAGAAAUAGGUUUGAUAACAAAUGCGUUUAAGUGUGAGUAGUCUAGUACAGUUGUAUAUUUCUUUGUUUAGCUAGCUAACAAAGGAACGCACUUGUAGUUUAAUACACAAAAGCCUUUAAUGCAGGUCAUUUUGUUUGUAUUUACUGUCUAUGAAAGCUAACGUAACUGAAGAAUGGGUGUACAAAUGAACGAGGCCUCGCAACGCUUAGACGAAUGUCUCCUGCGUUUCAUGGACCAGUUGGAGCUACUUGAAGAGAAAAGGGAGCGAUUGAACUCACUCAUCGAGCAGGGCUGGUUCUCGAUCUCCAAAGCUCGAUAUUCCAUGGGAAACAAGCAAGUCUCAACACUACAGUAUGGUAGCGAGAUUGAACCACAAGUUCAUGUUAAUGCCAGGGUCCUGGAGAAUGGAGAGGCAGAGUUUGAUGCACAGAGAGUGGAGUGCCUGAGAUGGAAAUAUUCAGAAAAGGAUCCCAUGCAAGUUGAAGACAUUGGUCCAAAAGAAGAAGGUGUCAGGAGAAGAGGUGUCACUAAACAGGAGGAUCCCAAGGACCAGCCGGUGGCCCCCCAGACAUAUGUUUCCAAGGAAACUAGCCCACCAAACCAAGGAUUGUCCCAUCACCAGGAUCCUCUGAGGUGGUUUGGCAUCUUGGUUCCUCAGAGUCUAAAACAAGCCCAAGCAUCUUUCAAGAAGGUGAUCGAGCUGUCCGCGGAGGUUGCCACUCUGCAGGGCACGGUUUUGGCUACCAGGAAGGAGCUGCAGGCGCUGAUGGGGAACAAACAGGAGGAGACCGCACCCAGACACACAGACGGAAAGACUGACACAGGAUGCAAAACCAUCAGACAGAUGGACGAGGAAAGAGCCUCUGACUCCUGAUCCUCGCUGUGACACGGUGGAGGAGAGGGAAGCCAGAACACUGAUCAGGGGGAAAAUGUUGCAUUCAGUUUUCUAGUGAUUUCUAGUUGGCUUGUUGGCAAAUGUAAUGUUUCAUUGUUUUUUUUUUUGGUUUUUUUUUGGGGGGGGGGGGUGGGGCGUGUUGAUUUAAUGUGCAGUGCUGUUUUGUCAUUAGUUCCUCCACAAAAGGAGAAUGAUUUUAUGUUAAAUGUCAGUGUGCAUUUGAUGCAGUAUUUAUUUUCACAGUUGUAAAAACCAGCAAUUCUCAAGUUUACAAA